Molecule: messenger RNA, 1815 nt
Organism: Xiphias gladius (swordfish)
Lineage: Eukaryota; Metazoa; Chordata; Actinopteri; Istiophoriformes; Xiphiidae
Gene: ogfod3
Product: urotensin-2 receptor 2
Exons: 9
Coding region: 47-997 (316 amino acids)
Cellular component (GO): membrane
Molecular function (GO): iron ion binding; oxidoreductase activity, acting on paired donors, with incorporation or reduction of molecular oxygen; L-ascorbic acid binding
Source: RefSeq, a predicted model, not a curated record
UAUAGUAUUGUCUCUAAAUGCUGCGUCGCAGAAGUUCUGAGUCAAAAUGGCGCUAGCACGAAUGAGAAACACGAAGGGCGCGAAUGCCACUGAGAUAGAAAAGAAAAUUAAAAGAGGUAAUGCUCUAAGGCAGGGAUCUGCAUGGAGGGGAUACCGAGGACUUAUGGCCUUGCUGCUGGUUGCUCUAUCUGUGUGCGGGGCGGCUACAUGGUUGUACAUGAGCUCGCUGGACAGUGACAUCACAGAAACACUGGUCAGUCAGCAUGAGCUGGUCUCUCCUGAGCCCAGAACCUACACAGUCCAGUGCUCUGAAGACUACGAAAACUACAAACGCUAUCCAGGAUGCACCCCUCAGAGGUGUGGCCGUGCAGUAACAGACAGCGUGGUAACAAGGGACGAAGCUCAGGUCCUCAGGAGGCUGGCUGAGAGGGGGAUGGCACUGGCUGGGUCAGAGGGAGGAGCUUCCAUACUGGACCUGCAUUCUGGAGCGUUGUCAAUGGGAAAACAGUUUGUCAGCAUCUACAGGUAUUUUGGGGAUCAGAUCAGGGAUGUGUUUACACAAGAGGAUUUCCAGCUUUACAGGGAUGUACGUGGACGAAUCCAGGCAGUUAUUGCUGAGACGUUUGGUUUGAACCCGAAUCUGAUGUACCUCACCAAGCCCACCUUCUUCUCCAGAAUCAACAGCACAGCAGCAAAGACUCAACACGACGAGUACUGGCACCCACAUAUAGAUAAGGUUACUUAUGGUUCUUUUGACUACACGUCUCUCCUUUACCUGUCUGACUACGGCUCUGACUUCAGUGGAGGAAGAUUUGUCUUCAUGGACCAAAAUGGAAACCGGACAGUGGAACCACGGGCAGGACGAGUCUCUUUCUUCUCCUCCGGCUCAGAGAACCUCCACCGUGUGGAGAAGGUGACGUGGGGGACACGCUACGCCAUCACCGUGUCCUUCACCUGCGACCCUGCACACGCCAUCUCCGACCCUGCCCUGCCCUGAGGCACCCAUGGGUGACGGCACUGCCCACUGGCUUGGACAAACCCUGUAACAAAGAGGGGAAAGAGGAAUGGAGGACAAAGGGAAAAAUGAGGAAGGAGGGGAAGGAAAAAGUGAGAUUUUAUAUGGAGGUCUCACAGCUAACCUUGAUAUACAAUACUGUAGCUACACAGUCAAUGUCGGUUAUUUUCUUUUAUGUCCAGAUAUUGACUCGCUGCACCUUACUGAUUGUGCCACAGAAAAAAAGCUACUUUUUCAACCUCUCUUCUUUAGAGGUGUUUUCUUAUUUGUUACUGAACUUUGUGUUUUUAUCCAAUUUUCUACUGCAGUCCCUUUUUUUUUUUUUUUUUUUGUAUUGCACCAUCCUAAUUGCUAGUGUUAGGCGUGUUUGGGUUCCCCACAGGUUUCCACAAUCUGCUCUUCUUAAUCAUUUGGGGGGUGGCUCGAGCAGAAAUUGCUUCUCUGUUGAAAACAGCUUCAGAAAAAAUUUUCUGUGUCUCCCCAUGUGUUUUUCAUUUUAAGGAGAGCUGUCAAUUCCCUGGAGAAAGGUUACAGAUCUGGUGAAUCGCCAACUGAAUCAACUUUUCAUCACAAAAUCCCCAUAUCUAUUCACCCCCACCCAUUACGCAGGAGGUGUUUUCUUCUAAGAAGAACCCUCUCUUUUUCUAAGAGAAAUUGCUCCUUCCAGUAUGUUGCCAUUUACUUCAUUGUGGUCAUUGAGAACGCUUUGAAAUAAAAUGCUGACAGAACCUGAGAAACCCUUGUCUGUGUGCCCCAUUUUCAAAGUUAUUGGUGUUUCUUCUAUUUGCUCUGUAAAAAUG